Messenger RNA from Lipotes vexillifer (Yangtze River dolphin), 692 nucleotides. RefSeq names its product proline rich and Gla domain 1 (gene PRRG1). Gene Ontology annotation, molecular function: calcium ion binding. Gene Ontology annotation, cellular component: extracellular region. NCBI's taxonomy places the organism in Eukaryota, Metazoa, Chordata, Mammalia, Artiodactyla, Lipotidae. The transcript has 3 exons. Bases 36 to 692 code for a protein of 218 amino acids. The record is from RefSeq and is a predicted model, not a curated record.
AUCAUCCAAGGACCUACCAAAGACCACAAGAAAACAUGGGGAGAAUUUUCCUCACAGGAGAAAAAGCCAAUUCAGUAUUAAAACGCUACCCAAGAGCUAAUGGACUUUUUGAAGAGAUAAGGCAGGGCAAUAUUGAACGUGAAUGCAAAGAAGAAGUCUGCACAUUUGAAGAAGCAAGAGAAGCUUUUGAAAAUAAUGAAAAAACUAAGGAGUUUUGGAACACUUACACAAAAGCACAACAAGGAGAGAGUAACAGAGGAAGUGACUGGUUUCAGUUUUACCUUACCUUUCCCUUAAUCUUUGGCCUCUUCAUUAUCCUCCUUGUCAUUUUCCUAAUCUGGAGAUGCUUCCUAAGAAACAAAACUCGCAGACAGACGGUGACUGAAGGCCAUAUUCCUUUCCCUCAGCCCCUCAAUAUUAUCACUCCGCCUCCUCCACCAGAUGAAGUCUUUGAUAGCAGCGGAUUGUCGCCAGGCUUUCUGGAAUAUGUAGUUGGGCGCUCAGAUUCCGUCUCCACUCGCCUGUCCAACUGCGAUCCCCCACCGACCUACGAGGAAGCCACUGGUCAGGUGAACCUGCAGAGGAGUGAAACAGAACCUCAUUUAGAUCCACCCCCGGAGUAUGAGGACAUCAUCAACUCCAACUCAGCCAGUGCCAUUGCUAUGGUGCCUGUGGUCACCACCAUCAAAUGA